Morus notabilis is the source of this 1587-nucleotide messenger RNA. RefSeq lists its product as uncharacterized. Lineage: Eukaryota; Viridiplantae; Streptophyta; Magnoliopsida; Rosales; Moraceae. Bases 429 to 1214 code for a protein of 261 amino acids. The record is from RefSeq and is a predicted model, not a curated record. The transcript has 11 exons.
UUCGCUCUCUAUCUCUCGCCCGCUCUUCUUCUUCUUCUGCUUCACUUCUCUCUCUAUCCUCCUUCUCUGCUAGGGUUUGGCAUCUGACGGCUGUUGGAAGCUCCGGCGCCAGCCGACUGAAGCCAUCCUCCUUCUCUGCUAGGGUUUGGCAUCCGACGGCGGUUGAAGCUCUGACACCGGCGGACUAACGCACCGACAGUAAACACAGGACGGAACAAGGACUCAUGGAUCGAUCACCUCCGUCGUUAGGGUUAGCGUCCACCUCGCGAAGGAAUACUUUAUGGGGACGAAACGGACCAGAUUUGAAAAGGAUAAAUUGUUGCAAUUUUUAGAGUACGUCAAGUUUCCAUUAGUUACUAAACUGACGGAGAUUACUUCGGUCAAAGUUUACUCCAGUCCUGUUAAGCUUCAGCUCACAAAACGCGUCCAUGCUCUCCCUCGCGAAACGACUCCAGGCCUCUCCUCAAUGCCUCCGGGCUGUCGCACACCAACUUCGGUGGUUCCGGAGCGACACGGGCCCACCGAGGCCGCGGUCCAGGUCAUUGGCGCGGGCGAAGAAGAGAGCGGAGGGGAAGUCCGAGUGGUGGAUUGUUGACGGCGAGAUGCAUGAGAUCGGCGACCAUGUGCCUCCUCGCGAGCGCUUCGUCCUCCCUAGGGAUAACGUCCCCAACAAGCGCCGAAAACAGCUCAGGGAACAGUUCAUGCGCCGAACUCGCCUCGUCAUCAAGGAAUCGGAGCACGAGCCUUGGUGCAAAAAGUAUAUGGAGCUAUAUGAGGAGCUUAGGGAGAACUGGGAGAGGCUUUACUGGGAUGAGGGCUAUUCCAAGAAACUUGGAGAAGAUCAUGCAAAUUACGAGUCUGCUGAAGAUGAUGAUGAGGAUUUUUCCCCUUAUAGGAGCAGACCAUCCAAUUCUGAGCGAAUGAAGGACCGGAGUUUUGUGAGACCGCAAGGUGCUAACUGGGAAAAGGACCGGGGUUUUGUGAGUCGGCAAGGUGAUAAUUGGGACAAGGACCAGGCUUUUGUGAGACCGCAGGGUGAUAACUGGGAAAAGGUCAGCGUAAUUCGAGAUAAGUUUGAGUAUGACAGGCAGAAAAGAAUGAGAGAGAAAGCAUUUGCACCUAUGCAUGACGAUAUUACUUCCAACUUGCCUGAUUCAAAUCGUAACCGGCCGUUUGAUGUUCAGAGAUAUUUUCCCCAGAAUGAUAGAGAGUAGAACUAGAACCGCUAAUAAUGUUCGACCUCACGGUUUUCAGUAUAGAAGGACGCUUGGAUGGUGCCUCAGCCUGACUCCCUCUUCUGCAAACACUGCGACUGUUUAUGAUGGCUACUGCCACUACUGCAAAUGGGAAAGGAAACUUGAAUUGCAGUACCUAUUGUGGAUUAGUUUGGUUGUUUUUCUUUCAAAUCCCGCGCAAAUUUCGAGAAUUUUUUUUUUUCCUAAAAAAAAUCAGGUAAGGAGAGGACCGGAGGGAAAACUGUACUAUGUUGCUAGACACCCAAGAUGAGAAUACAAAUGACUACAUUAGUCGUUAUUUCCUCUGCUUUAUCAAGAGGUUUAAGCUGAAGAAGUGCUCAUCAUUCCUUUU